Messenger RNA from Adineta ricciae, 1518 nucleotides. The record is from the annotation of a GenBank genome assembly. Lineage: Eukaryota; Metazoa; Rotifera; Eurotatoria; Adinetida; Adinetidae.
AUGUCAGAAGAUGCAAUUAAGUGUCGUGUAGAAGGAAAACUUGAUGAAUUGAUCGAUUGUGAAGAACAUCCUGAUGAAAAAUUGCACAAGUGGUGUUAUUAUUGUGAUACGUUUGUUUGCAAGGAUUGUAUGCUCGAUAAACAUCGAAAUCAUCCCACUGAUGCCAUUGACAGACUGGCAACAAGAUUACAAACGAAGAUUGACGAAGGUUUAAUCGAUGCUGAAGCAUCCUUGAAUAUAAAAACCAGUGAAAGUGAUGAAUUGUCUAAAAGUAGUGACAUUAGUCAUAAAACGAUAAAGGAAGAAGUCAGUGGAGCAAUGACCACUUUAAAAAAGAUUAUUGAAGAAUAUGAACGGCAGAUCAUGGAGGAAAUUGAAAAGACUGAAAUAAUCGAAACGAAAGACGUGGACAAAUAUCGAACUCGAAUACAAAAUGAAGCCGAAGGUUUACACACUCAAAAGCAACUGUUUCAUACUCGUCGGACAUGCGAUGAUCAGAUGAACUCGUUACGUGCAAAACAACGUUUUCUUAUUCAUAUCAAACGAGUGAAUGAAAUCUUAGGAAGGUUACGAAAGCCGAUCACGCACCAAUAUAACACUGAAGGAAUAAGUCUUGAAAAUAUCGCACAAAUAAGAGAAUUAAUUCGACAUUAUGCACGAGUGACUGUAACUUCACAUCACACAAAAGAUAAGAUCGUUUAUCAUCAUCCUGAAUUGGAAAAUUUCAUUGCCGAUCACCAGGAUGCGCGGCAAUGGACAAUCAGUAUGGGACUAUUGACGGAUCGAGAUGUACAACUCAUAAAUGAAGCAUUGCAAAACAAUAAUAAAUUGAUGGAACUUCGUCUGAUAGAGAAUCGAAUCGACGAUCAAGGAGCAGAAAGUCUUUCCAUCAUCCUUGCACAAAAUCCGACAAUAGUAGAACUUUCCUUACACAAAAAUCGAAUAAGCGACGAUGGAUUGCAACAUCUGGUUGACACUCUUAAUCAAAAUAAAACUUUAAGAACACUCGAUCUCAGUUGUAACCGAAUUACUGAUCAAGGUAUUCAACAACUUGCUGAUGUGCUUACUAGAAAUCAAACACUGGAAAUCCUUCAUCUUUCGGGAAAUCGAGUCGGUGAUCAAGGUGCACAAUAUCUUGCUGAUGCUCUCGCACAAAACAAGAAAUUAUCAAUCAUCCAUCUGUCUGAAGCCAACAUCGGGGAUCAAGGAGCUCAACAUUUGGCUAAUGUCCUUGUUCAUAAUACGGCGUUGACCAUACUAAAUCUUUGUUCGAACAAACUCGGUGAUCAGAGCGCUCAAAGCUUCGCAAAUGCUCUCAUGCAUAACAGAACAUUGAGUACGCUCUACCUCGCCUACAAUCAAAUUGGUAGCCAUGGUGCUCAGCAACUGAUCGAUGCACUACAGCAAAAUACGACACUGAUGAGACUCAGUCUCCAUCAUAAUCCAAUCGGUAACCUAAUACAAGAUUUUGUCCAUCAAUCUUCACGACUCAGUCAACGUAUUAUAAUUUCUUCCUAA